UGGCAACUGUUGCUAAGGGUCCCAUUACCAGAGUAACCGGUGAUUGUUUACUUUAGUCUAGCCAGAAUUCCCUACUUGCAGUGCGGCAGACUGCGACUCAUUUCUGUGGGCUAAACUGCUGACAGACUAUGUGAUUUCACCUCUGUCGUGUCUGUGCUUCAGUCUGUGGGUUUCUGUUUGCCUUGCCUUUGGAGUACAAGCUUGAGCGCACAUGGCAGGAGAGGAACAGGCUGAGUGGGUUUUCAUGGAGUCUGGCUGUCCCUGUGUGUGAGACACUGGAGCUACAGCCAUCACCAGAGAUCUGCACGAGCAGAGGUCAUGUCUGAGUGCUGGGUGAAGUCCUGCAGUGAAGGCCCGGCAGAGGAGAGAGAACGGCAGAAGCCACAAGGGGAAAACGGAGAGAAGGAGGAAGUGAAGGCUCCCUGUGGGGACAACGUGCCAGCAGGAAGCCUGAGGCAGGAGGAGCCAAGGGGAGAACCGGCCUCGUCACCUGACCAUAGGGACAUGCAGGAAGUAGCAUCAGGAAGUGGACUGGAACAUGUCCAAAGGGAGGAGACGCAGACUCAAGAAAAGAGAAAGAAGUUUUCCCACAUUACUUUCAACAAGGAAAAUCCAUAUAGUGGGCCAGCAUCAGGUGUGGACCUGGUGCGGCACCGCCGGAGGUCCCUCCCCAGGGAGAUGUCGACCUGCUCCUACCCAGACAGGGACAGGCAGCGGAAGGUAGAGGAGCCCCGGGGGCCUGGGCCCUUCUACUUCGUCGGAGGAGCCAACGGAGCUGAAAUAGUGAGCCGUUACUGUGAGAGCAGAGGAUGGAAGAGGAUUUACAACAAGCAGAGGGAGGAUUUCAAACUCAAGUGGUGUGAGACUAAAUCACAAGCAAACUACAGUAACUUCAGAGAAGGUGAACAGUUGGUGUACCAGAUCCCCAACAACAAGGUGCUCACCACUAAGAUCGGCCUCCUCAGCAGCCUGCGGGAGUAUGAGCGGGUCAGCAGCAAAGUCAAACACAGAGCAGGACUCAGGAGUCUAAAAAUGGAAGAGUUUAUUCCCACUACCUUCCGCAUGGAUGUGAGGGAGGAGAGGGAGGCUUUCUUUGCCCAGCAGGAGGGUGUGAGCAACAACGAGGGUCCCAUGUGGAUCUGCAAGCCCUCGGGCCUGAACCAGGGGAAAGGCAUCUUCCUGCUGAAGAGCCAGGAGGACGUCGCGUCCUUCAGACUGAAGCUGCAGCACACGGAGGACACCCAGGCCGACAGGAAGCUGCUCCAGCGCCUGCCUCAGGCUCGCAUUGUCCAACAUUACAUCCAGAGGCCGCUGCUCCUGAAAGGGAAAAAGUUUGAUGUGCGCUCAUACCUUCUGAUCGCCUGCACCGCACCCUACAUGGUCUUCUUUCGUCAUGGAUACGUGCGACUGACCUGUGACCUCUACGACCCGAGUUCCAACAACCUCUCUGCCCACCUGACCAAUCAGUACAUGCAGAAGAAGAACCCUUUGUACAGCCAGCUGAAGGAGGACACUGUUUGGACCAUGGAGCGCUUCAACACCUACGUCAAUGGCAGGUUUCGGGUUGCCAAGGGUCUGCCCGGGGACUGGGUGAUGGGCGCCUUUGCAGAGCGCAUGCAGCAGAUCAUGACGCAGUGUUUCCUAGCAGUCAAAUCCAAACUAGACUGCAGACUGGGCUUCUUUGACUUAAUUGGAUGCGACUUUAUGGUUGAUGAGGACUUCAAGGUGUGGCUGUUGGAGAUGAACUGUAACCCAGCUCUCCACACCAACUGUGAAGUGCUGAAGGAGGUGAUACCGAGCACCGUGAAGGAGACACUGGAUUUAACUCUGGAGAUCUUCAACAAGUGUCGCCUCAAGCAGAGAAUUCUUCCUCUGGCCAGUCAGAGGGACUUUGUGCUGCUUUACAACAAAGUGGCUCCUCCUGAUUCACUGCUGGGCUGCAGCAAGAGCAACACACAUACUGAGAUCCUUCAAAAGAGCUCCAAAAAGACUGAACCCAGAAGAUAUAAGUCAGGGACUGAAGACAAAACGGUCCCCUCUCCAUCCCCUAAUGAUGUCUCUGGCAGUGUUCAAGGACGGGGGGGGACAAAGUCUGGCCAGCGCUCCUCCACCUCGGUUCAGGGACCUCCACAUGUACACAGCAGGCAGACUGUUAAGUAUAAGAACCCCAGGCCUCGGGUCGAAUUAAAGCCGAGUAAAUGUACUUUGGAUGACGGGGAGCAUCAGCAGCAGAAGAGGAUCAUCAUGACGCUGUCGUCACCAGGAACCUCUGUCCGUGGAUCACCAUUCCCUCCUGAUGCUGGAUCUCCUGUGAGUGGGAACAAACAGGAAAAAAAGCCCAGAGAGGAUAUUUAAGUUUAUGCGAGUAAAGAGGAACUGUGAUGCAUCAUGUGCAAAUAGCUGGGAUCUAAAAGGCCACAUCUAAAAAAAGGCUUGAAAAAAGGAGGAUCCACACUUCUGGUGCUGUUUGUCUGUGAGAAAUAAACGCUGAAAUGUAUUAAUGCUAAGGAGGUUCUUGUUAUUGUUGCUUUGUGUAUUAUUUCAUGAUAAGCACCUUAAAUUCCAAUUUAAGAACAGGUUUGUCUUCUAAUUAAGGUAGAAGAAAAAGUUGUUUUUAUGCUGCUGCAACGCAAACAUUUCCCAAAUUGGGAUCAAUAAAGCACUUCGUAUCUUCUUAUCUUAUUGUUUACGGUCAUCAAAGCACAACAUAUAUCCAGUGGUCACAGAAACAGCUCCUGUGGAAGACACUC
Messenger RNA from Notothenia coriiceps (black rockcod), 2750 nucleotides. RefSeq names its product tubulin tyrosine ligase-like family, member 10 (gene ttll10). Gene Ontology annotation, molecular function: protein-glycine ligase activity, elongating. Gene Ontology annotation, biological process: protein polyglycylation. NCBI's taxonomy places the organism in Eukaryota, Metazoa, Chordata, Actinopteri, Perciformes, Nototheniidae. The transcript has 12 exons. Bases 319 to 2355 code for a protein of 678 amino acids. The record is from RefSeq and is a predicted model, not a curated record.